This is a messenger RNA of Aspergillus calidoustus, 1266 nucleotides long. The record is from the annotation of a GenBank genome assembly. NCBI's taxonomy places the organism in Eukaryota, Fungi, Ascomycota, Eurotiomycetes, Eurotiales, Aspergillaceae.
AUGGCAACCACACUCAAAAACGUCAUCGUCGUGGGCGGCUCCUACGUGGGCAAAGCGACAGCGCAGGAACUGGCCAGGAUCAUCCCCAGUACACAUCGCGUGCUGCUUAUCGAGCCGCAUAGUCAUUUUCAUCAUCUUUUUGCGUUUCCCCGCUUCGCCAUCCUCCCAGGCCACGAACACAAAGCGUUCAUCCCCUACACGAACCUCUUCACCUCACUACUUCCCCCCUCAGAGAACAAGACGACAAAUAAUACCGUAAUCCAAGCACGCGUCCUCUCCGUCCACCCACACCAUAUCACCCUCGACCGCCCCUGGCCCGAGUCCCCAACCUCGUCUCCACAAAUCCCCUUCGACUACCUCGUCCUCGCAACGGGCACACGCCUCACCGAGCCGGCGGGGAUGCGCGACAACGAGAAAAUGGCCUCGGUCGCGUACCUGCAGAACCACCAGAACGACAUCAAGAACGCACAGUCGAUUCUCAUUGCCGGAGGCGGUGCGGUCGGCGUGCAGAUGGCGACGGAUCUCAAGGAGGUGUAUCCGGACAAGGAGGUGACCGUUGUGCAGUCUCGCAACGUGCUGAUGCCGCAGUAUCAUCCGGCGCUGCAUGGGCUGAUUAAAAAGAGGUUCGAUGAGCUUGGUAUCAACUUCAUCACGGGCUCGCGCAUCGCAGUCCCCGAAACGGGCUUCCCAACCGAAACCCCGUUCGAAGUGCAACUAACAAACGGAACAACCCUCCCGUCGAAAUACGACUUUGUCAUACUGGCUACCGGCCAAACGCCCAAUACAGAACUCCUCAAUUCCCUCCCGCCAUCCACAUCCACAUCCUCCCACUCCUCUCCCUCCGCACAACCAGAGGAAUCCCUGCUCAACCCGGACAACGGCUUCAUCCGCAUCCGACCCACGCUGCAAUUCCAAGACAAAGCGUACCCGCACCUCUUCGCCGUCGGCGACAUCGCGGAUACAGGACUCCGCAAAGCCGCGAGGCCGGGCGCCGUCCAGGCGGGUGUUGCAGCGCGGAAUAUCAAUGCGCUGAUCCGCGGGGAGGACAGGGAUAGGCCGCUGGAAGAGUUCCCAAGGCAGCCGGCGGGGAUUCAUUUGAGUUUGGGGUUGAAAUACAACGUCGUCUUCCGGAACCCAGAUGAGGCGGCGGGACAGACGGAGCCGACGAUUAUCGAGCGGGAUGACGGCCGAGACGACAUGGGCGUUGAAGGGUGGUGGGAGCGGAUGGGGGUCAAGAUCCACAAGCCGCAGCAGUAUCAUUUGUAG